AUUUUUCCCAGGAUUCCCUAAAUUGUGACCUUCCAUUUUAAUGUUGACGUUGCAUUAAUUCAGCUUGCACUACAUGCUGUAUUAAGUUGGGUAGCACUAACACUAGUGGCUGGAGAGCAGGAUUUGGUAAUGAGAAAGCAGUUUAGUGCUUGUGGCUCAACCUAAGAAACUUCCAGUUUGUUGGCAAUGUGCUUAAUGUAGCUCUCGUAAAUCAGUCUUCCAUCGUCAGCUAACGAGGUAAUCGGAACUACGGACCGAGAAAAACGAAAUUACUUACAUUUAGCACGCUAGCUCGAGACGUAGCUACUCCAAGGUAGCAAGCUCGAUCGUUUGGUAACGUAACAUUAGCCGUCGUAUCUGUUCCCUUGUUUGAGGCCAUGCUGUCAAACUGAUCCCCCUUGUGGUAGAUUUUCCCAAGCGUGCUCUUGCUUGAUGGUGUCGGAGGCGAAGAUGGAAAAGAGCUGGCAGGACGUAGCGAUUCAGCAGGCCGAAUUGAUAUCAAGUCGUCUGAGAGAGCUAUUGUCCUCCGGCCUAGGCCUACUCCGCUCCGAGCUCGGGGUAGAUUUGGGUCUGAAGCCGGAGCUUUAUCCAUCUUGGGUUAUCCUCUUGACGGCGGUCAUUGGGUUGCUUCUGGUCGUGUUCUCAUGGGCCGCGGCCUGCAAUGGACUCUUCAGUGGAAGAAAGCGUGGAGCACGAGCGCGUGAAGAGAGCAGCGACAGCACAAAGGACUCGGUGACAAAGACUGUCAAAACCGAGGAGCAGAAGAAAAGGAACAAAAAGAAACCAAUUGAAAAGAAAACUCAGCCAAAUGGUCGUAUACUGGCAGAGCUGCAGGAGGCGGAUCAAGUUACUGAAGAAAUCCCAAAACCGUCCCCGGAAAUCAAAACCGAAAAGGCAAAGAAAAACAAGAAGAAACUAAAAACUGAGGCCAAGCAGGUGCUGAGUGCAUCCUCUACUGAUGGGAAGGAUCCAGAAGAAGCAGGUGCCUGGGAGACCAAGGUCAGUAACCGGGAGAAGAGGCAGCUGCGCAGGAAGGACAAGGUCCCUGGAGAUGGGUCUGGGAGCCCUGGAGGAGUGGACCCCGCCCUCACUGCACCUGUGGAGCCUCUUCCUGUGGCCAUCAGCAUGCGGAAGAGCAGAGGUGAGCCCUCACAUGCGAAGCAGGGGAAAGGAGAAGCGGUUGUAUCUCAGGUGUCUGCCAAUUGGAGUGAGAGGCCGGCGGUGAACGGUGGGGCAUGGAACGACACGUCCAUUAAGCUCCCGGCUCAGAUGAGCUCAUUGGACGGGGAGAAGUGGCCCAACAUCCUGAAAGAGGCUCCGCCCACCUGGUUGCUUGAGACUCCAGGUUCGUGGAGUGGCUUGGAUGUGAGGUUGAAGAAGGACCUGAAUCCAGUCUCCUUGUCUGUCAUUGGAUUGAGCACUACUGGAGAAGAGCCUGUGUCCCAGCCUGCUGCUGACCUUCCCUGCUUCUCUCAGCCUGUUGUGGAUGAUGUGUGGUCUGGCCAGAACGGGAUGCAAGACCCCAGCUCGGACUGGAACCCUCCCUCAGAGGAGUGGGGGAACUAUGAGGGACCCGAACCGGAGACCUCCACCCCACCACAGGACUCCACCCCCGAGGCUGUUAAGGAGUCUGAGGAUGAGAAGGAGAAGGGGGACGCCUCCGGCGGAGCAGGUGGCAAGCCCAAGAAGAAGAAGAAAAAGAAGAAGAAGCAGGACGAUGCUGGCGCUGCACUCCAGGAGUCGGCGGAGGGGGAGAAGGAGGCUGCGGCCGAGGUGGAGGUCCUGAAGCCCCCGGUCCAGGAGACGGUCCCCGCUGCAGGCGACGAGAGGCUAUUGGUGCAGGAGUCUGUGUCCCAGAAGCCCUCUUCACAAGUGCCACAAAGGCUGCCAGAGCCUGAGACCCCAGUGCCCACUGCCACGCAGAACAGCACUGCUCCCGCCUCACAGAAAAAAUCUGAAGAGAACUGGGAGUCUUCUAAGCAAGUCCCAAAGAAGAAGAAGGCCAGAAGAGAAACAUGAUUUCGAACUGGAGUCCUGCUAAUUUAUAUGCAAAACCAAUUCUGAAUUAUUCAUGCAAUAAUUGGAGUGUACAGUUAGUUUCUUUUUUUCGACAAAAACAUCAAAAGUAUUUUUUUCUUUUUUUUCCCUCUUUUUCUUUUUUGCUAAAAAAAAACAAAAAAACAAGCUUUGGAGCCAAACCACCACCUCCAGUAUCCCAAUACAGCUUAUGGGGUCCUGAGACCUGAGCUGGCUAUGUGCACUGUUUGCCACACUGCACUAUCUGAAGGAGGAAUGAACAUUUCACAUUGACAUGCGCUUGGGCACAAGAAUACAAUGUUUUUCUCUGCUCUGAUAUAAAUUCAGAUAUGCCUACGUACCCGUUUUAUACGUGGCAGGUAUUUGCUUUGAAAUGAAUAUCAUGAAAUAUCGUGAAACAAGUCCUCAAAAUUUGACUUUUAGACCUCUUCUUGAAUGCUUUUGCAUAUUGCACCUGAUGGUGAUGCUGCUGUUUACUGCAAGUGGCAGAUGAUCCAGGCCGUAGAAAUGAAAUGCUUAUGACAUAGCUCACAGAGAACACUAGGGGCAGUAGUGUGCUGAAGCUGACAGUAUCUGGCUGGUUCUCGAAAUGGGCCUGUGAAAGUUUGGGACUUUUGCAUGUUACUCACACUAAAAUAUGUUUCCCUGAGUGACACACUUUCCCACUUAUUUAGUUUUGUUACUGAAAUACAAGUGUUUUACUUGAAGACAUGGCUCUUCUUGGUUCUAUCCUCUCCCUCUGGCGACCUCUGAAAUAUAGCCAUGCAGUCUGUAAAGAAUCAAGGGGCCUUUUCUGUGGACGGAUGUCUUUUCUGUCAGUGCACUGUGCUGCCAGCUAUAGAAGGUCCUUAACAAAAGAACAUUUACUUACAUUACAGUAUUUAGAAGACUUUGGUAGAAUGUAAAGAUGUCAUUCCUGUUUUCUUUGGGGUUUUUUUUAUUGGUUACUUGUGGAGUACACUGUCAUGUGACCAGGAAAGGUUUGGACAAUUUGAACAGCUUUAAUCCAUAUGGGUCUGAUUUAUUCAAAUGGUUUUCAGGAAUGAAAUUCUAUUGCCUUAACCUGUAAGUAUAAUAUGAUGUGCUUUUUGAUGUAUUUACUGCUAGUUUGUUUUUUUCCUUUCUUCCAUCCUCUCACACUGUCAGUGCGGGCAGUGACUAGAGAAGGUGUCCACUUGGCUGAUCUUAAUUUUGCGUCAGAAAUGGAUUUACUUGUGCAUGAAACCAUAAACACGCUUGGACACUGCAAGUGAACACAAAAGAUGCGGGAGAUUUUUCUUACUGACUAGUAAUGCUGUGACGAGUACCACUCACUGUACAUAGCCUUUGCGUGUUAAAGUGGACCAUGAACUAUGAGUCGAGGUCUGUGGCAUUUGCCUACGCGUUACUCUGCAGAGCCUUGUUAUGCGGGGCCUUUGAAUGACAAAAGCGCACUGCAGUGCAUCUACUUGUUGCUCCGCCGUAGUCUGUGGAUCAGCCGGCCUGUGGUAUUGGAGGUAUUUGGUGUAGCUUCAGGAAAACCCUGCCUUAUUAGUGAUAGUCUGGGGUGUUUUUUUGUUUGUUUGUUUUUUUGUUUUUUGUUUUUUUUCUAAAUGACUGCAUUUUAAAUCUGUAUUUCUACUCGUUUCUGACUUAUGGAAACCUGUAUGAUUACAUAUAUAUUAAGGUGUUUGUUAAAUGAAAUAUUUCAAGAUGGAUUUGUUUGAAUAAAUUGAAACUUAAUCUGCUGAA
Conger conger (European conger) is the source of this 3768-nucleotide messenger RNA. RefSeq names its product protein LYRIC-like. Gene Ontology annotation, cellular component: nucleus. Gene Ontology annotation, biological process: positive regulation of angiogenesis; regulation of transcription by RNA polymerase II; positive regulation of canonical NF-kappaB signal transduction. Gene Ontology annotation, molecular function: transcription coregulator activity. The coding region runs from base 433 to 2019 and encodes 528 amino acids. NCBI's taxonomy places the organism in Eukaryota, Metazoa, Chordata, Actinopteri, Anguilliformes, Congridae. The transcript has 13 exons. The record is from RefSeq and is a predicted model, not a curated record.